AUGCCAGAGUGUUCGCAAUGCUUUCGCCAAAACAUCCAAUGCCCUGGUCACGAGACAGACUGGGACUUGCGUUUCAGAGAUGAGACCAAGCUUUUAGCUGCCGGAACCAACAAGAGAAAGGCCAAUAAAGCUGCGAAAUGUUCAACAAUUUCACCACCAAGUUCUCAGGACUCUCCAAGUCAGGCCAUCAGUAUCCGAACCAUGGAUAGGGCUGUGCCUUGCUUCAUAAUCUCGUAUAUAGAUAGCACAGUUUAUGGGGGCUACCUACCUCAGCUAGAUGCCGAAACUGUCUUGCAAAACUGUACACAAGGCGCUCUGGUCUCGACAAUACGAGCUGCAUCGAUGGCUGCCGUGGCCAGACGCCAUCGGAGUCAAGAGACCCUAUGUCUCGCAUUCAAAGAGCUCUCAACGGCGUUGGAACAAACUAAUGCCAGGCUUGCUGAACCAGCUGCGGCAAUGCUCAAUGCCACCCUUGGUGCUUCGCUUACCUUGGGUCUCUUCGAAUUAAUCGUCUCCACUGGCAAAGAGAACAUCAAUAGCUGGACACCUCAUACUCUUGGAACUAUGGCAUUGUUGCGUUUACGAGGACUUCAACAAUUCGGAGACAUCCUCGGUCGACCUAUGUGUAUCCAUGCUGCCUACAACAUCCGUGUCAGCUGCAUUAAGCGCGCUGUUGAGGUUCCUCAAGAUCUUAUUCGACUGGAAGAAGACUUUUACGAGACAUUCAAUUUCUCAAGGCUGGUCGAGACCACUAUUCAAUCAUGA
Molecule: messenger RNA, 765 nt
Organism: Fusarium proliferatum ET1
Lineage: Eukaryota; Fungi; Ascomycota; Sordariomycetes; Hypocreales; Nectriaceae
Exons: 1
Coding region: 1-765 (254 amino acids)
Source: RefSeq, a predicted model, not a curated record